Hippopotamus amphibius kiboko is the source of this 624-nucleotide messenger RNA. It is a transcript of the gene MRAP2, whose product is annotated as melanocortin 2 receptor accessory protein 2. The transcript is spliced from 3 exons. Gene Ontology annotation, cellular component: endoplasmic reticulum; plasma membrane. The record is from RefSeq and is a predicted model, not a curated record. Gene Ontology annotation, biological process: protein localization to plasma membrane; regulation of adenylate cyclase-activating G protein-coupled receptor signaling pathway. Bases 4 to 624 code for a protein of 206 amino acids. NCBI's taxonomy places the organism in Eukaryota, Metazoa, Chordata, Mammalia, Artiodactyla, Hippopotamidae. Gene Ontology annotation, molecular function: signaling receptor regulator activity; type 1 melanocortin receptor binding; type 5 melanocortin receptor binding.
GAGAUGUCUGCCCAGAGGUUAAUUUCUAACAGAACGUCCCAGCAAUCCACAUCUAAUUCUGAUUAUACCUGGGAAUAUGAGUAUUAUGAGAUUGGACCAGUUUCCUUUGAAGGACUGAAGGCUCACAAAUAUUCCAUUGUGAUUGGAUUUUGGGUUGGUCUCGCGGUCUUCGUGAUUUUCAUGUUUUUCGUGCUGACUCUGCUGACCAAGACAGGAGCCCCUCACCAAGACAAUGCAGAGUCUACGGAGAAGAGGUUCAGAAUGAACAGCUUUGUGUCAGACUUUGGAAGGCCACUGGAGCCAGAUAAGGUCUUUUCUCGACAGGGCAAUGAAGAAUCCAGGUCCCUCUUUCACUGCUACAUGAAUGAAGUGGACCACUUGGACAAGGCCAAAGCUGGUCCCCAGACCACCGCCCUCGAUGGUGAAGUUCAACUCCAGGAAGCCAUCAGAUGCAGCGGGCGGCCAGAGGAGGAGCUGAACAGGCUCAUGAAAUUUGACAUCCCCAACUUUGUCAACACAGACCACAACUCCUCCUUUGGGGAAGAUGAUCUCCUGAUUUCGGAACCACCUAUUGUUCUAGAAAAUAAGCCAGUUGCCCAGACUUCACACAAAGACUUGGAUUGA